AUGUUCUUGCAGGCCAAGUGGGAACUUGCAGCGGACCUCUGUCUUGCAGCUGGUGAUGGAGAUGAAGAGAAGGUGACGGAGCUGAUCCGACAGGGAGCGGAUGUUAACUAUGACAGCGCGGACGGCGAGACUCCUGAGGACAUAGCGGCAAGGACAGACACUACAGACUGGUACUUUAAAGACCGCGUCCUGGAGGGAAGGAAGAAGAUUCUCGAGCUUUUUGCAGCAGUGAAAGCCGGCCGCCCUUUCACCUACAAGCUCAAAGUGGGUCCAGAAGGAGGUAAACUACAAACCGCGUAUUGCACCGUCUCUGUACCACGUGGUGCCGUUACCAUGGCAACAGAAAUCACCUGUCAGGUCAUCAACCCCAAUGACGUCACCCUCCCCCUGAAGGACGGAGAGAUGUUAGUGAGUGACAUCAUAGAGCUGGGUCCACACGGGACAACCUUCCGCAAACCUGUCACUGUGCAGAUGCAGUACAACUGUGCAUCGCCAAGUGGCGCUACGGAAACUGUCGUGUGGGUCUCUGAGGACAGGUCACAAUGGAAGGAACUUGAAACCAGUAAAAAAGGGGAAGACAGAGUCGCAGUAUCAGUGGACCACUUCUCCAUCUUUGCCGUCAUCAGUCAACCUAAACAGGACAAGUUUACUGUGCAUACAGAAGGGUUUAAGCUGACGUCAUCAACGCAGCCUGCGGUACAAAUCAGCUUCCCGGAACAGACUGUGAACACACCAACACAAGUCACAGUACAGGUACAAGAAGUUCCCAAAAGAGCAGUUGAGGACACCAAAGCAAAGGAUGAGUCUUUCGGCAACCUUGUUGGCACCAGCCCGAUUGUCAAUGUCACCACUGAGUCAAAAUCCGACGUCCGCAUCCACAAACCGGUCACAGUGCGAGUCCCACAUCCACAACACUACAUGGACAUCCAACAUGAGAGGCCCACCAAACUGAGGGUGAUGUCAUGUGAGGAGGGGACAGAAGACUGGAAGGAUGUAACAGAGAACACUAACCCGCAAGAGUCUUUCGAAUUUGUGGAGUUUAAAGUCAGCCAUUUUGCCAGGUGGAUUGUAAUCGUUGUCACAGACAUCACCGGUGACACAGAGCUAGAACCGAUCCCCCUAAACCUUUGCCGAUGGCUUCAACUCCGUCCCGUACAGUUCAUCAUGCUACAGAGCGGGGACGACGCAAACCGGUUUGUCGUAGAGUGCGCUAAAGCCGAAGAUGCAGAAGAGAAGCACUCAGCACUACUCCAAAAGGGGUACAAGGGCCCGCUGCCUACCAACUCAGCAAUUGAUCUAUUCGAAGGACAGGUAGUAGAAAUGGCCCUGCUAGGAAACGUGUCGAUCCCAGCAUUUGGAAGCAGCACGAAUCAGCAAAUCACAUUCCACAGUCAGAGAGGCAGCCGCCUUCAGAUGCAUAUCAUGGCUUUGAAGGCGAAAGACCAACAGAGUCUAGAUGGUCGAGGAUUCGCUGAAUUCUUUGCCUUGCCACGCGUCAAAGUCCAAAAAGAGGAAGUGGACAAACAAGAAGGAGGCCUGGAAGAUCUUGUGCAGAAGGGACGAGAAGUAGUCAAACAUCCACCCGGCAAUAAGCUCCAUGAGCGAACAUCGCUGUGCCAGCUCCCAAUCCAUGUGCCUUUUGAGACUCAGGUAGAACAGCAUUUAUACGUCGAGAAGUUUUUCUAUUUCACCAAGGAAGAAGUGAGCACAGACUGGAAGGAUUUGGCCAUUACGCUUGGACUCAACUGGGCUACCUACAGUAACAUCGCCGGCAGAAACCCCGACGACAAGUCCCGCUGUAUGGACAUGCUGCAGGAAUGGAAGAAGAAGAAGGGAGACGCCGCUACCAUAGAGGUCCUGAUGGAGGCUCUGUCGAAGGCAGAGCUGCAGAGCGUCGUGGAUGGGUUGAAGAGGGAAUUCCCAGAUAUCGUAGCGAAGAAACCAUGA
Molecule: messenger RNA, 1947 nt
Organism: Branchiostoma belcheri (Belcher's lancelet)
Lineage: Eukaryota; Metazoa; Chordata; Leptocardii; Amphioxiformes; Branchiostomatidae
Product: p53-induced death domain-containing protein 1-like
Exons: 9
Coding region: 1-1947 (648 amino acids)
Biological process (GO): positive regulation of extrinsic apoptotic signaling pathway; TRAIL-activated apoptotic signaling pathway
Cellular component (GO): cytoplasm; CD95 death-inducing signaling complex
Molecular function (GO): death receptor binding; caspase binding
Source: RefSeq, a predicted model, not a curated record